GUUUUUAUUAUUUUAAACAAAAAAGGGCAUUUUGAUAAUAUGAGUGCCAAAAGAAUGGUAUUCUUAUGAAAAUUCCCAUGAGGUCAACACCGUCGGAGAAUUCUGCUGCUAUAGACUGAAAACAGAAAAUUUCCCAUGGAAACAACUUUGUCAGCGGCUGUUGCUCCCCGCUGUUUCUCCCUGCCUUCGCCGACCAAAUUUUCCAUUUCGAAUCCGAAAGGGCCCUUUCCUUCUUAUUCUUGGACGGGUUCCGCCCACUCUCUGUCUUUCUCUUAUGGAAAAUCAUUCACCAACGAGGUGUAUAGAGUGAUCAAUUUCAAGAAUGCACCCACUUCCAGAAGAGAAAUGGGGGGCGUGAUCAGAGCCGAAAUGUUCGGGCAGCUCACCACCGGGCUUGAAACCGCCUGGAGCAAGCUCAGAGGGGAAGAGGUGCUGACCAAGGAAAACAUUGUUGAACCUAUGAGAGACAUUAGGAGGGCUCUACUAGAAGCAGACGUUAGUCUUCCGGUCGUGAGAAGGUUUGUUCAAUCUGUUAGUGAUCAAGCUGUUGGCACAGGCUUGAUUAGAGGAGUAAGACCAGAUCAACAAAUGGCUAAGAUAGUGCAUGAUGAGCUUGUGAAGCUGAUGGGUGGAGAGGUUUCUGAGCUAGUUUUUGCGAAAUCUGGCCCCACAGUUAUUCUAUUAGCUGGUCUACAAGGUGUUGGAAAGACCACCGUCAGCGCAAAAUUAGCUUUAUAUCUUAAGAAGCUGGGGAAGAAGUGCAUGCUAAUUGCUGGAGAUGUGUAUAGACCUGCUGCAAUUGACCAGCUUGUUAUUUUGGGUCAACAGGUUGGUGUGCCCAUUUAUACAGCUGGGCAGGAUAUUAAACCCGCAGAGAUAGCUGAGCAAGGAUUAACAGAAGCCAAAAGGGAGAAUGUAGAUGUUGUCAUAAUGGAUACAGCCGGAAGACUUCAGAUAGAUAAAGCGAUGAUGGAUGAGUUAAAAGAAGUGAAGCAAGUACUGAACCCCACAGAGGUUUUGCUUGUUGUGGAUGCAAUGACUGGCCAAGAAGCAGCAGCACUUGUCACAACUUUCAAUCUUGAGAUUGGAAUUAGUGGCGCCAUUCUAUCAAAGCUGGAUGGGGAUUCUAGAGGUGGAUCGGCUUUGAGUGUAAAAGAGGUUUCAGGAAAACCAAUCAAACUUGUGGGAAGAGGUGAGCGGAUGGAGGAUCUUGAACCUUUCUACCCUGACCGUAUGGCUGGACGUAUCUUAGGGAUGGGAGACGUUUUGUCUUUAGUGGAAAAGGCCGAAGAAGUUAUGCGCCAAGAAGAUACGGAAGAAGUGCAAAACAAGAUUAUGAGUGCUAAGUUUGACUUCAAUGACUUCCUGAAGCAAAGUCGUAUGGUUGCACGGAUGGGCCCUAUGUCUCGUGUUAUUGGAAUGGUUCCUGGGAUGGCAAAGGUAACACCUUCACAGAUCAGAGAUGCAGAGAAGAGCUUAAAAGAUGUGGAAUCAAUGAUUGAAGCAAUGACCCCAGUGGAGAGGGAGCAGCCAGAGGUGUUGGCAGAAUCUCCCGACAGGAGGCAACGCAUUGCUCAAGAUUCUGGAAAAACUGAACAGCAGGUGAGCCAACUUGUUGCUCAGCUUUUCCAAAUGCGUGUGCGUAUGAAGAAUUUGAUGGGUUUAAUGGAGGGUGGGUCCAUUCCUGCUCUGAGGAAUCUUGAAGAUUCUGUGAAAUCGCUACAGAAGCCCCCUCCUGGAACUGCAAGAAGAAAGAGGAGAUCUGGAACAAGGAACCAGUUUGGGCAGAACUCCCUGGCGUCUACAAUUGCAAAGGAUGCUUAACUUUUAAAGCAAACAAUCUGCUUCGGUAGUGUGUAUAUUUAGCCUUUUAUAUUGUCUCUUCAGUCCUUUCCCAUGUGCCCACAAAAACUGUUCAAUUUAUAUAUUUCUAAUUGUAAUUGUUUUUAUGUCAUUUUUUUGUCAAAAAAUGUUAUGCAUGAAGAGUUAAUAAUCUCCUUUCCUUUGAAGCAUAGAAAGUCAUGGGAAAGAGUAUCUUCCCAUUCUGAAAAUUCAACGGGAACUUUUUGGAAACCCUUCAAACAGUUGUUUCUAUAUAAAGAUG
This is a messenger RNA of Cuscuta europaea, 2104 nucleotides long. Lineage: Eukaryota; Viridiplantae; Streptophyta; Magnoliopsida; Solanales; Convolvulaceae. The record is from the annotation of a GenBank genome assembly.